This is a messenger RNA of Periophthalmus magnuspinnatus, 1078 nucleotides long. RefSeq names its product transmembrane protein 163-like. Gene Ontology annotation, molecular function: monoatomic cation transmembrane transporter activity; zinc ion binding. The record is from RefSeq and is a predicted model, not a curated record. Gene Ontology annotation, biological process: transmembrane transport; monoatomic cation transport. The coding region runs from base 184 to 1050 and encodes 288 amino acids. Gene Ontology annotation, cellular component: synaptic vesicle membrane. The transcript has 8 exons. Lineage: Eukaryota; Metazoa; Chordata; Actinopteri; Gobiiformes; Gobiidae.
UUACAUCUGCAGAGCAUCCCCCGCGGAGCCCACACCCUCCAGAGCGCAGCCCGGAGAGAGGAGCCCCGCAGAGAGGAGUCCCGGUGCAGAAUGAAGCGGAGUACCGGCUCUGACACGCUCUAACCCGAGGCGGACCAAAGCGGGAUAAACUUGGACUGAACUCGCACUUGACUCACCGCAGAGAUGUCCUCCAGCCCGGAGCUCACGGGAGACCUGACGGCAGAGCGCGCCGGGUCAGGAGCGAGGAUGAACGGCCACUGCGCGCACGACACCCCGCUCCAGAACCGCGCAGCAGACCGGGACUGGAGCCGCACCGACCCCGGGAAAGAGGCGAGGGCCGCGGGGGGCAUGAAGGUGACCGACGGAGGGGACGAGGAGGACGGUCUUCUUGAGUCCAGUCUUCGUCUGAAGCCUCAUGAGGCUCAGAGUUUCAGGAGAAAAGCUCUGGCCGUGUCGUGGGUCAGUGUGGUGGUCACUACAGCCCUGGCCAUCGCCGCGUUCAUCGUGUCGUUCAUGAGGCACAGCUCUUCUGCCUUUGGAUUCGCAUUCGACGCGUCGCUGGACGUUCUGUCGUCCGCCAUCGUCCUGUGGAGGUACAGCAACGCAGCAGCAGUGCACUGUGCCCACAGAGAGCACGUAGCGUGUUUGGUUCUGGCCGUUCUCUUCGUUCUCUCGUCCUUUUGCAUCAUGGGAAAAGCUGUGCACGACCUCAUCACCAGGAACCCCCCGGAACUGGACGACUUCCUGUUGAGCGUGUCCGUCCUCAGUGGGGCGCUGUGUUCUGUUUUGGCCAUUUUAAAAAUGUUUUUGGGUCGAGUCCUGACGAGCCGCGCCCUCAUCACCGACGGCUUUAACUCCCUGGUGGGGGCGCUCAUGGGGUUCUCUAUCCUGGUGAGUGCUGAGGUCUUUAAGAACCAUCCGGACGUUUGGUUUUUGGACGGAACAAUCGGAGUUUUGAUCGGAGUCGUCAUCCUCGUCUACGGCGUCAAGUUGUUGGUGGACAUGGUUCCUCGAGUUCGUCAGACCAGACAGUACGAGCGCUUCGACUGAUCCUCUGUCUCUCUCUCUCUGUCUCUCU